Molecule: messenger RNA, 433 nt
Organism: Meloidogyne enterolobii
Lineage: Eukaryota; Metazoa; Nematoda; Chromadorea; Rhabditida; Meloidogynidae
Source: the annotation of a GenBank genome assembly
CGGAAUGAGCAAGGGUUUUUGGAAUAAGACUGGUUCCAAGGACUUUAUUGGGUGUAAAUCACAUCUUGCACCCUUCCUACCUGGGCACCCAAUAAUACCACGAAAUGGAGAAAGACUUGAUGGCGUUGUGAGCGGUGCACCUUGGGGAAGUGCCAGUAUUUUGCCAAUUACUUGGGCAUAUAUUAGAUUAAUGGGUAUUUCUGGUCUAAAAAUUGCCUCCCAAAUGGCUAUACUUAAUGCUAAUUAUAUGGCAAAAAGAUUAGAAAAUGCUGGCUAUCGAGUUGUUUAUAGAGAUGAACAAGGCUUAAACGCUCAUGAAUUUAUUAUAGAUUGUAAGCCUUUCAAGCAUGUUGGUAUUGAAGUGGAUGAUAUAGCUAAACGUUUAAUGGAUUUUGGAUUUCAUGCACCAACAAUGCAUUGGCUAGAUUUUUAA